GUGCCCGCUUCCGCGAGAGCGCGGCGGCGGCAGGCGUGGUCUUGCGUGCGCUCCGCCAGGCCGCCGGAUGGGCCGAGGUGAGGGUGGCCAAGCGCGGCGGGAACGAGACGGGACGGGGUGGUGGGUCCUGGCGGCUCACUGGCAGUCGGCGGCGACGCGCGGGCCCUCCGCUCGGGCCCGCCUUUCUCUCCCCUGCGCCCCGGCGGGACCGGGCUGUGCGCACGUAGAAAACAGCUCUGCAAUUGCUAAAAAAGAAGCCCCUGUGUCCUUUGUGACUGCUUGACCUACAAGGUGGGAUCAAACACACUUGUGCUACAGUUUGUCACAGAACUGCAGAAUGGUUGGUGUUGGAAGGCAGCUCUAGAGAUCAUCCAGUCCAACCCCCUGCUAAAGCAGGUUCCUCUCAAUAAGGUUGCACAGGAACACAUCCGGGAUGUUUCGCCUCCGAUUGCUUCCCGCCGCAGCAGGGCUGUCGGCUGUUUUGCGGCGGUACCAUGGCACAGCGCAUCACCCCCGGACCAGGCGUAGGCUUGUGGUGGCAGCUUUCGUAGGGACAACAGCAGCAACAGCAAGUGCCAGAUUCCUUUGGCAGAGAGCUUAUGCAGAAGACUCUUCCUCUGUAAAACAUGAUCCAAGGACAGAGCCAAGUGAGAAGGCGAAGCACGAGGAGGAGGAGGAGAGCAGCAGCAGUGAGGGCAGGAAGGCCGUUGCAUCGGGCGAUGAAGAGGAAGCUCAGCCGGAAGGGAAGAAGAAAAAGCGUUCUGGGUUCAGGGACCGUAAGGUGAUGGAAUAUGAGAACAGGAUCAGAGCCUACUCCACACCAGACAAAAUCUUCAGAUACUUCGCCACUUUGAAAGUCAUAAACGAACAUGGUGAAUCAGAGGUUUUUAUGACACCACAGGAUUUUGUGAGAUCGAUAACGCCUAAUGAAAAACAACCAGAAAACCUGGGCCUGGAUCAGUUUAUAGUGAAACGCUAUGAUGGGAAGAUACGGGUUAAAUUUUCAUCUAAAUUAUUAGCUGAGCUCAUCCCCACUCUGCAGUCACAUACGAUGAAGUUGUCCCAGGAGCGAGAGAAGUUUGCUGAUGAGGACAGCAUAUUUUAUGCACUUGGAGAAUGUGGGCUCAUUUCUUUCUCUGAUUACAUCUUCCUCACAACAGUGCUUUCCACUCCUCAGAGGAAUUUUGAGAUUGCCUUUAAGAUGUUUGAUCUGAAUGGUGACGGCGAGGUGGACAUGGAAGAGUUUGAGCAGGUCCAGAGCAUCAUUCGCUCCCAAACCAGCAUGGGCAUGCGCCACAGAGACCGAUCUACAACGGGGAACACCCUGAAAACUGGCUUCAACUCUGCUCUGACAACAUACUUCUUUGGGGCGGAUCUGAAGGGGAAGCUGACCAUCUCCCACUUCCUGGACUUCCAGCGCAAACUGCAGCAUGACAUUCUGAAGCUGGAGUUUGAGCGGCAUGACCCGGUGGAGGGGCGGAUCACGGAGCGGCAGUUUGGCAGCAUGCUGCUGGCCUACAGCGGCGUGCAGUCCAAGAAGCUCACUGUCAUGCUCAAGCAGCUCAAGAAGCACUUCCAAGAUGGAGAGGGGCUGACUUUUGAGGAGGUGGAGAGCUUCUUCACUUUUCUGAAGAACAUAAAUGACGUGGACACAGCUUUGAGCUUCUACCACAUGGCUGGAGCUUCACUUGACAAAGUGACGAUGCAGCAGGUGGCCAGGACAGUGGCCAAGGUGGAGCUCUCAGACCACGUAUGCGAUGUGGUGUUUGCACUCUUCGACUGCGACGGGAACGGUGAGCUGAGCAACAAGGAGUUUGUUGCCAUAAUGAAGCAGCGCCUUAUGAGGGGCCUGGAGAAGCCCAAGGACAUGGGCUUCACGCGGCUCAUGCGGGCCAUGUGGAAAUGUGCCCAGGAGACAGCGUGGGACUUCACCAUGCCCAAGCAGUAGUGGGGUCAGGCUGGAGCAGCCAGCUUCCCCUGCUCAGCCCUGCCACUGCCCCUGCUGUGGACACCCUGGGGUGGCAACAGGGCUCUGGAGAGCCCGGAGUGUGCAUAACAGGAGAUUUUUGGUUUUGUAAAUUGGAGUUAGAAUUCAAAGCCUGUUGUAUUUGCAGCUUCUGCUUGCCACUGGCCCCUUAAUAUUCCUCUCUCUCAGGAAAAAGGAAAGGACUUUUCUUCCUGUCGCCACCUCCGCCUUGUCCUGCGCCCUGCCUGCAGAGCUGGGCAUCAACCAAGCUGCUGAGGCUGCACCCAAAUCAUUUCUAUUUAAUAUUAUUACAAAGUGGCAUGGGGUUUAUUUUAAUUCUUCAAUUACUCCUAAGAAAAAAGCCGUACAAUUUUUAUGUAGAGGUGGGACCUAGGAGCAGAGGCUGAAGCAGCCUGGUGCUGAGAGCACCCCAGGGCUUUGGUCAGCCAAAUGCUCAGACUGUUGGAGGGCAGAGGAGAUGGGAUGCACCAGCUCAUCUUGAGCAGAGGUGCCGUCUCUGCUGUAAGAGCAAUUACAAGUAGUGGAGCAACUGUUUGUCCCCCCAGUCCUGCCUUGCAGCCACAACCUGCUGCAGCAGGUCUCAUUUUUUAAUGGGGAGCUCUCUCCCUGGGGAACUGCUCCCUGGGGAAUUCUCUAAGGGGCUGCAAGAUGUUUAUUUGAUGAGUACUUUCCUCUCUGUAAAGUGUCAUGUAAAGAUAUUGCUCACACCAACACA
Colius striatus (speckled mousebird) is the source of this 2702-nucleotide messenger RNA. It is a transcript of the gene MICU1, whose product is annotated as mitochondrial calcium uptake 1. Gene Ontology annotation, cellular component: uniplex complex. NCBI's taxonomy places the organism in Eukaryota, Metazoa, Chordata, Aves, Coliiformes, Coliidae. Gene Ontology annotation, biological process: calcium import into the mitochondrion; mitochondrial calcium ion homeostasis. The coding region runs from base 434 to 1948 and encodes 504 amino acids. Gene Ontology annotation, molecular function: calcium ion binding. The transcript has 15 exons. The record is from RefSeq and is a predicted model, not a curated record.